AUGACGAAUGGUCCACAAACAUCAAGUGGUGCGACGCAGACGGCUAACGAAGCUUCAAAUACUACGUCUAACGUUAAUUCUCCCCGAGAAUUUGAGUUUACUAAACCAGAGGCAUGGCCGGUUUGGAUUAAACGUUUUGAGAGAUAUUUAUCUGUGGCUGGCCUGACAAAUAAGUCAGAAAAAGAAAAAGUUGAUUUGCUAUGCUACACAAUGGGCGAAGAAGCCGAAGAUAUCUUAUUACGUAUAUUUCCUAACCUCGUGAAUGAAACUCUUUACAGUGAGGUUAAGAAAAAAUUUGACGAGUAUUUUUCUCCAAAAAAGAACGUUAUAUUUGAGAGAUACAAGUUUAACUCGAGAUUCCAAGAAGAAUCUGAAAGUGUUGACUCUUUUAUUACGGCUUUGCACGCGUUAGCUGAAAAAUGUGAAUAUGAAACAUUAAAAGAUGAUCUUAUUCGUGAUCGCAUCGUCAUUGGGAUAAAAGAUGCUAGAGCUUCUGAACGAUUACAGCUCACUCCAAAUCUCACGCUAGAAAAUGCAAUUACGUUAGUGCGACAAGCGGAGAUGCAAGAAAAGCAAAAUAAAGUUUUGCGCUCAAAGAGCCCAGAAAAAAGUGAAGUGAAUCGUAUUACAAAAAAGAAGCCUAGUGUUAAAAAAAGUAACGAAAAACAUGGAGAUACAGCGAAAAGCGAAAAUUGCUCUCGCUGCGGUUUACGAAAACAUCAUUCGAAGAAGUGCCCUGCACUCAACUCAACUUGUCGAAACUGCGGGAAGAAGAACCAUUGGGACAAGGUGUGUCGGAGCAAGUCGAUCAACGCCAUACACGGUGCGGAUCCCGAAGAAGACGACACGAGCGAAGAUGUUUUCAACGCACACUUCAUCGGAGCAGUGAAACGUAAACAAAACAAUUCUCGCGAUUACACAGCAGAGUUUGUUGAAAUGGAGAACAUCUAA
Neodiprion virginianus is the source of this 951-nucleotide messenger RNA. RefSeq lists its product as uncharacterized. Gene Ontology annotation, molecular function: zinc ion binding; nucleic acid binding. Bases 1 to 951 code for a protein of 316 amino acids. The transcript has a single exon. NCBI's taxonomy places the organism in Eukaryota, Metazoa, Arthropoda, Insecta, Hymenoptera, Diprionidae. The record is from RefSeq and is a predicted model, not a curated record.